This is a messenger RNA of Betta splendens (Siamese fighting fish), 3153 nucleotides long. RefSeq names its product zinc and ring finger 1 (gene znrf1). NCBI's taxonomy places the organism in Eukaryota, Metazoa, Chordata, Actinopteri, Anabantiformes, Osphronemidae. The record is from RefSeq and is a predicted model, not a curated record. The transcript is spliced from 5 exons. The coding region runs from base 691 to 1344 and encodes 217 amino acids.
UCGGAGCUUGCGCACUGGACGUCUCCAUUGUCUGGGCAGCAGCGGCGGCGGCGGCGGCGGAGGCAAGAGGAGCGGAGCGACGAUCCGAGCGCAGGGGAGCGGCUGCACCGUGACCCCGAGCUCCGAGUGCGAGGCGACGCCCGGGCGGAGACCACCGGGGCGGACUCUGCGGAGCGACGCGACGCGCAGCGCAGCGCAGCGCGACGCACUUGCUUUUCGUCGAACGCAGACCGUCGCUGCUGGCGCUCAGACAGACAGCAACAGUUGUCACGAUGUCUGAGAUCAGAUGAGGCGCGAGCGGCGGAGUGAACAUUGCGGCGCCGCUGCGUUUGUGCCUGUGAUGACACAGCCGUCGUAAUUCGCUGGGACAGCGCGCGGAGAGCUCUCCUUCUCAGCCGCCCCCCGGUCGCGUCGAGGCGUUUCGUCUGCGGCCGAGCUGCAUCCAGACGCCGGGGCCGGCUCAUGUUCCGCUCGGCGGGGAAACGGGCUGUUGCGUCUGCGGAGAGUCACAGCUGACGAGCCUGCGGAGAACAACGCGCACAGACAGGCGGGCGGGCAGGAAGGCCGAGCGACAGGAGAACGGGGAGGGGGCGACAGCCUGCUCCGGCGCUCUCGACCCUUUGCGGAUCGAGCCGAGCCCCCUCCGGUUUGCACCCAGAACCCGCACCCGUCCGUGUCCUCCCGCUUUGCAUGGGGGGGAAGCAGAGCACGGCGGGGCGGCCCCGGGGGGCUUUUCCCGGCGUCUCCACGGAUGACAGCGCGGUGCCACCCUCGGCCCACUUCGGCCACUACCGGCCGAGCGGCACCAUGGGCCUGCGGAGCCGCUCGGUGAGCUCCGUGGCGGGGAUGGGCAUCGAGCACAGUCCCGCUGUGCCUUUCGGCUUCUACACCCCGAGGGGGACUGACACGGAUCGGUCCGGAGGCGGGUCAGGGGGCACGACGGCCGCCUCCCACGGUACCGGCUACCAGGACGGCGGGGGCGGAGGGCACCACGCGGACGGGGUGCUGUAUCUGGGGUCCCGGGGGUCGCUGGCUGACACCUUGCCCCUACACAUCGCUCCCCGCUGGUUCAGCGCACACAGCGGUUUCAAAUGUCCUGUGUGUUCCAAGUCUGUGGCAUCCAGUGAAAUGGAAGUCCACUUCAUCAUGUGUCUAAGCAAACCUCGCCUCUCCUAUAAUGAUGAUGUGUUGGCGAGGGAUGCCGGUGAGUGUGUGAUCUGUCUAGAGGAGCUGCAGCAGGGGGACACCAUAGCCAGACUGCCGUGCCUCUGCAUCUACCACAAAAGCUGUAUAGACUCGUGGUUUGAGAUUAAUCGGUCCUGCCCAGAACAUCCCUCCGACUGACCGACCAUAAGGCCCAUAAUGAAAUCUUCUCUAGGUGGGACAUCGUACAGUCCAUCCAUGGACUUCCUACAUCUGGACACAGACUCAACCAAAUCUGAUGAAACAAUCAAAGAGAUCAUCAAAUAUGUAUCCUGACGGAAUCCAUCGUCCUAACCGAGACACAAAUUAUUCCUCAUCAACUGAACCAAAAAAGUGAAACCACUGUACAUUUUACAGGCACGUCCCAAGCCCACUGAUUAUACAUCUGCUGAAGAGCCUGGUUACACAGUCCUUCCUUUUUCCCUCCUCCCAUGUGUGCAGCCUAGCAGAGUCCUUUCAUCAGGCCUCGACUCACCCUCCAGCUCAGCCAUGGUCACUUGUGUCCUUGUCUUGGUGAGAUCCUCGCAGGUUUCCAGGAGUUGGCCUUCUAUCUUGUAUCUGGAUCCAUGCCUGUCUGUUGUUCGUGUCCAGCCCUCCCAAGGCCUUAACAAGGGAGAGGAAGGGGACUGAAGGACGAAGAAGAGGACAAGGGUGAAGAUAAGGCAGGAUGAGACAAAUGGAGAAGUGUUGAGUCAUAGCGGCUGGAGAAAGACUUGUACAAUGCUCGGUGAGCCUCUCAUCUCAUCACCGGCCUCUGACUCCGUGAUGUCCUCUCAUAGCAGACGUGUCCUGGAGUGCUUCUUUCUCAUACUGGCUCAGUUCCACAUGCUUGUCAAUUUGAAUCAUAGAAAUGAAGUCAAAGGCCUCCAAAAUGCUUCUUAGAUCUGGUUUGCGCACACUUGGGCAGACAGAAAGGGACAAAGGGUGGAAAAAAACCUUGCAUAGUAGCCUGUGUUGUAUGUACAGAAUGAGGGGUGGGCUUAUCGGGGGACUUGGGGGUGGAGAGGCUUAGUUUUAGUACACUUGGUUGUGCUUAGGAGGGAGGAAAGGGUCAGCAAUAUAGUUUACGCUCCUACUGUAUAAUGUGCGUUUGGGAUGCUCCAGUGUCGGGUUUCACCUGAUAUGUGUGUGUAAACUAUGUGUUUGUGUGUGUGACUAUGUGUGUGUAAGUGAAGGGAGAGCCUGGAACAGUGAACAUAGCUUUUGAAGAAGCCCAGUGUGUGUGUGUGUUUCUGUCAGUCUAGGGAUGUGGCUGGAACAGUGCGUGUCUGUGUAUUGAAAUGUUUACAGUUGAUCCUGUGUGUGUGUGUGUGUGUGUGUGUGUGUGUGUGUGUGUGUGUGUGUGUGUGUGUGUGUGUGUGUGUGUGUGUGUGUGUGUUGCAGUCCUCCCUUUACUUUGCUGAUGUUUACAGCUACAGAGAAGCAACAUUGCAUAUUGUAAAUUACACAUGUAACCUCUCUAUCUGUUCGUUAUUUUUAGACCUGCCAGAUUUUCAUGCGAUCAUAACUUUUAAUUUUAUUUAAGAGGCUCAAGUUGAAGAGUGUGUGUGUGUGUGUGUGUGUGUGUGUGUGUGUGUGUGUGUGUGUGUGUGUGUGUGUGUGUGUGUCCAUGCAUAUGACUGUUUGCGCAUGUGCGUGAUUCAUGCUACUGUCGGUUCCCCACGCUGUGUUUCUUCUAGAGUAGGUCUGCAGGACUGUGACUGGAGAUAUGAGCCACUCAGACCUAAAAAAGGACUUUGUAGUCCCACUGUGGAUCCACUAAAUGGGGCUUAUUUAAUUAUUUGUUCAUAUUUAACAAUAUUUGUUUAAUAUUCCAAUAAUGUGGGGAGUUACUCACACUUCAGAAUGCAAAGAGGUGAUGGAUGAAGACUACUUCAACUCAACAUAAAAACAAAUUGCAAUUACAAUGCUAUUGUAAACAAAUGGUGGAAUAAAUUGUGCUAGAUGACA